AUGCCCUCGCACCAGCCUGUUGCCGGCGACGAGGCCGUCAAGCCCGAGUUCCUCUCGGAGCAGCCCUCGUCCAUGGCGAAGACUUCGGAGCCCAACCGCAACCCGAAGUACGACCCGGCCAAGAAGCACAUCACCGAGUACCCCAUCACCCGUCAGAACUGGUACAAGCAUGUCGACUGGCUCAACUGCUUCUUCAUCGGCGGUAUUCCGCUGAUGGGCUGCAUCGCCGCUUUCUGGACUCCUCUUACCCUCAAGACGCUCCUUUGGUCUAUCCUUUACUACUACUGGACUGGUCUUGGCAUCACUGCCGGAUACCACCGUCUCUGGUCUCACACUUCUUUCAAGGCCACUCUGCCUCUGCAGAUUUUCCUUGCUCUCGUCGGUGCCGGUGCUGUUGAGGGUUCCAUCAGGUGGUGGUCCCGCAACCACCGUGCUCACCACCGCUACACUGACACGGACAAGGACCCCUACUCCGUCCACAAGGGUCUCCUGUACUCGCACAUCGGUUGGAUGGUCAUGAAGCAGAACCCGAAGAGGAUUGGCCGGACCGAUAUUUCGGAUCUGAACGACGACCCUGUUGUUGUCUUCCAGCACCGCCACUACGUCAAGCUCGUUCUCUUCAUGAGCUUGAUCUUCCCCACUCUUGUUGCCGGUCUCGGCUGGGGUGACUGGAAGGGCGGUUUCAUCUACGGCGGCAUCCUCCGCAUCUUCUUCGUCCAGCAGGCCACCUUCUGCGUCAACUCCCUCGCCCACUGGCUCGGUGACCAGCCCUUCGACGACCGCAACUCUCCUCGUGACCACGUCCUGACGGCUCUGGUCACUCUCGGUGAGGGCUACCACAACUUCCACCACGAGUUCCCCAGCGACUACCGUAACGCCAUCGAGUGGUUCCAGUACGACCCCACCAAGUGGUGCAUCUGGACCUGGAAGCAGCUCGGCCUCGCCUACGACCUGAAGCAGUUCCGCGCCAACGAGAUCGAGAAGGGCCGUGUCCAGCAGGCUCAGAAGAAGCUUGACCAGAAGCGUGCCAAGCUCGACUGGGGUGUCCCUCUCGACCAGCUUCCCGUCAUGGAGUGGGACGACUACGUGGACCAAGCCAAGAACGGCCGCGGUCUUAUUGCGAUUGCCGGUGUUGUCCACGACGUUACCGACUUCAUCCAAGAUCACCCCGGUGGCAAGGCAAUGAUCCGCUCCGGUCUCGGCAAGGACGCCACCGCCAUGUUCAACGGUGGUGUCUACGACCACUCCAACGCCGCCCACAACCUGCUUUCCACCAUGCGUGUUGGUGUCAUUCGCGGCGGUUGCGAGGUCGAGAUUUGGAAGCGCGCCAACCAGACCAAGGGUGUUGAGUACAUCAAGGACUCGCACGGCCAACGUGUGGUUCGUGCUGGUGAGCAGCCUACCAAGGUUCGCCAGCCCAUGGUCAGCGCUGGCGCGGCAUAG
Molecule: messenger RNA, 1443 nt
Organism: Lasiodiplodia theobromae
Lineage: Eukaryota; Fungi; Ascomycota; Dothideomycetes; Botryosphaeriales; Botryosphaeriaceae
Product: Acyl- desaturase
Exons: 2
Coding region: 1-1443 (480 amino acids)
Biological process (GO): unsaturated fatty acid biosynthetic process
Cellular component (GO): endoplasmic reticulum membrane
Molecular function (GO): heme binding; stearoyl-CoA 9-desaturase activity; iron ion binding
Source: RefSeq, a predicted model, not a curated record